GCCGCGCCCGCCCGGCCGGCGCCUCCGCUUCCAGCCAAGAUGGCGGAGAGCGGCGAGGCUCUGGGCACGGUCCCGGAGCACGAGCGGAUCUUGCAGGAGAUCGAAAGCACCGACACCGCCUGCGUAGGGCCCACCCUCCGGUCUGUGUAUGAUGAUCAACCAAAUGCACACAAGAAGUUUAUGGAGAAGCUGGAGGCUUGUAUCCGCAACCAUGACAAGGAAAUUGAAAAGAUGUGUAACUUUCAUCAUCAGGGCUUUGUAGAUGCUAUUACGGAACUCCUUAAAGUAAGGGCUGAUGCAGAAAAACUGAAGGUGCAAGUUACUGACACCAACCGAAGGUUUCAAGAUGCUAGAAAAGAGGUGAUAGUACAAACAGAAGAUAUUAUUCGAUGUAGAAUUCAGCAGAGAAAUAUUACAACCGUAGUAGAGAAAUUGCAGUUAUGCCUCCCAGUGCUGGAAAUGUACAGUAAGCUGAAAGAACAGAUGAGCAUGAAAAGGUAUUAUUCUGCACUUAAAACAAUGGAACAGUUAGAGAACGUGUACUUUCCCCGGGUCAGUCAGUACCGUUUCUGUCAGCUGAUGAUAGACACGCUUCCUAAACUCCGGGAAGAUAUCAAAGAAAUCUCCAUGUCCGAUCUCAAGGACUUUCUGGAAAGCAUUCGAAAGCAUUCUGACAAAAUAGGUGAAACAGCCAUGAAGCAGGUCUUAACUGUUCAAGAUCUCGUUGAUUUUUCCCCUGUUUACCGAUGCUUACACAUUUAUUCUGCUUUGGGUGAUGAAGAAACAUUUGAAAAUUACUACCGGAAGCAAAGGAAGAAGCAAGCUCGCCUGGUUCUGCAGCCGCAGUCGAGUGUGCAUGAAACAGUUGAUGGCUAUAGAAGAUAUUUCACUCAAAUUGUAGGGUUCUUUGUGGUGGAAGAUCACAUUUUACAUGUGACCCAAGGAUUAGUAACCAGGGCAUACACUGAUGAACUUUGGAACAUGGCCCUCUCAAAGAUAAUUGCUGUCCUUAGAGCUCACUCAUCUUACUGCACUGAUCCUGACCUUGUUCUGGAGUUGAAGAAUCUCAUCGUCGUUUUUGCAGAUACUUUGCAGGGUUAUGGUUUUCCAGUCAACCGGCUUUUUGACCUUUUGUUUGAAAUAAGAGAUCAAUACAAUGAAACACUGCUUAAGAAAUGGGCUGGUAUUUUCAGGGACAUUUUUGAGGAAGAUAAUUACAGCCCCAUCCCUAUUGGCAGUGAAGAAGAAUACAAAGUAGUCAUCAGUAAAUUUCCCUUUCAAGAUCCAGAACUUGAAAAGCAAUCUUUCCCAAAGAAGUUUCCCAUGUCCCAGUCAGUGCCUCUUAUUUAUAUUCAAGUUAAAGAAUUUAUUUAUGCCAGCCUUAAAUUUUCGGAGUCACUACACCGAAGCUCAACAGAAAUAGAUGAUAUGCUUAGGAAAUCAGCAAAUCUGCUGCUGACCAGAAUUCUGAGUAGCUGUUUACUGAGCCUUAUUAGAAAACCUCAUAUAGGUUUGACAGAGUUGGUGCAAAUCAUCAUAAACACAACACACCUGGAACAAGCUUGCAAAUACCUGGAGGACUUCAUGACUAACAUUACAAAUAUUUCUCAAGAAACAGUUCACACCACAAGACUUUAUGGACUUUCUACUUUUAAGGAUGCUCGACAUGCAGCAGAAGGAGAAAUAUAUACCAAACUCAAUCAAAAAAUUGAUGAAUUUGUUCAGCUGGCUGAUUAUGACUGGACAAUGGCUGAGUCGGAUGGAAGAGCAAGUGGUUAUUUAAUGGACCUUAUUAAUUUUUUGAGAAGCAUCUUUCAAGUGUUUACUCAUUUGCCUGGGAAAGUUGCCCAAACAGCUUGCAUGUCAGCCUGCCAACAUCUGUCAACAUCCUUAAUGCAGAUGCUACUGGACAGCGAGUUAAAACAGAUAAGCAUGGGAGCCGUCCAGCAGUUUAACUUAGAUGUCAUACAGUGUGAAUUGUUUGCCAGCUCUGAGCCUGUGCCGGGAUUUCAAGGGGACACCCUCCAACUGGCAUUCAUUGACCUCAGACAACUCCUUGACUUGUUUAUGGUUUGGGACUGGUCCACUUACCUAGCUGACUAUGGACAGCCAGCUUCAAAGUACCUUCGUGUGAAUCCACACACGGCCCUUACUCUUUUGGAGAAGGUGAAGGACACCAGCAAGAAGAAUAAUAUAUUCGCCCAGUUCCGGAAGAACGACCGAGACAGGCAGAAGCUGAUCGAGACGGUCGUGAAGCAGCUCAGAGGCUUGGUGACGGGUAUGUCCCAGCACAUGUAGCCACUUCAGGUCCAUGGCUGAGUGCUUCUCCGCGGCCAGCACUGGGCAUGAGACAGUUUACAGAAGUCAAAAAAUACAGUAGAGGAAUACACUGGUGAGGGCUGAGCAGGUCCUGGUAACAAACAUCAUUUGUAUGGAUUUUUAAAUAAUUGAAUACUAUUUUAUAUAUAAAAAUGUAAGAUUAAUUUUUCAAUUUUAAAGGAAAAGUCAAAGUGUAAUAUAUAAAUCCAAUAAAUUGUACAUGAAACUGAUUGUAAAUAUUAGAAAAACUUGUGUCUCUGCUUGUAAGUAUUUUUUUUAAGCUUGAAAGAGCUCCUCUUAUGUCAUUAUAGUUUGGGAUGCAGGCGCUGCUGAGAAGGGACUAUUUGGCUGUCAUUGUUGGACUUUUAGCUUUUAUUUUCACCUCAGUUUAACUCAUGUGCCUAAAAUGCUUAGUUCUGCCCAUUCUGAGGAGGAAAUAUACAAAUCCUGAAAGUUCCUGAACUCAAACACGGUUCACCAGGAAUGUCCAUGACUUGUUCUACUUGGCUAGUUUAAUCAUUCUGAACAUGAAGAGUCUUGGAUUAUGAAGGGUUUGAAUUUCCUAAAGAUGUAGUAUCUCUUAUGGCUGGCCCCAGUUUUAAAGUUUUAGUGUGGUUUAAGUUAAAAUGAAAGCAGUUAAAGGGACUGUUUGCGUCAGGUGUAGCUCUGCUAGUGUAGACAUGUUCUUCCUACAGAAGGAAGUUCCAACGGGGUUCAGGUGAAUGCUCUUCUGAUAGUAGAUCUCAGUGCUGUGUGCUGUGGAAACAAACCAGGUCAACUGAACUCUGAACCCUACAGCAAAUGUGCAUUUUCCUUCGGCUAAAUCACAGUGACACAGCUGGCCGUGUAACCCUGACCUCGGUUUACUCUCCAUUGGAAUUAUGCUGAAAUAUCCCCUUUGCAUUUUCCAGAUUUUUGCUUGUAGACUACCUGACUCUGUAAAAUAAGUAUGAAGAGCUGUGCUUACAUGUCUGGACUUUGUGAUAAAACAUUAAAAAGGUUGAGUUGUUGAA
Molecule: messenger RNA, 3332 nt
Organism: Peromyscus eremicus (cactus mouse)
Lineage: Eukaryota; Metazoa; Chordata; Mammalia; Rodentia; Cricetidae
Gene: Exoc6
Product: exocyst complex component 6
Exons: 21
Coding region: 40-2298 (752 amino acids)
Biological process (GO): Golgi to plasma membrane transport; intracellular protein transport; exocytosis
Cellular component (GO): exocyst; membrane
Source: RefSeq, a predicted model, not a curated record